AUGGCUCAUAUACCAUCGAUUCGCACUACUCUUGAACGGGCUCGCUUUGCCACGUCCUCCCGUCUAAUUGCAUGUCUGAUCAAUGAACAUCUAGUUCGAGCCAAUGCUGAUUCGCCUUAUAGUGUUGUUAUAAAUUCUCUCGAUGAUGAUGUCGAUAUGGACAAUAAACUCUUUCUCUCGCUCAUUCAUGCGAUCCCAGUGGGUUCUCUAACUUCGUUAGAUCCCACUGACAUAGUGCCUUUCCAUAUUUUGGACAAAAACGGUAAAGAGCUUCUUUGUCCUGUCGAGAUUGCCGAUCAAUUUUGGGAAGGAUGCACGAUUGAUCUGAAGCAAGAGUUGGCGAGUUCAGUUAGAAAACAAGAAUGGAUACUUAAUCAUCUUCCUACAAAAAUUCCAUCGCUCUUCUCGCCUGCUAUCGAGUGGGAUCGUUAUCUAAUCGAAGGUCAUCCAACCCACCCAAUGCAUCGUACACAAAUACCAUUUGAUGGUUUUGAGUCGGUUUUAGCGACGCCCAUGGUCAAGUUUAUUUCGAUUCCUCGCUCGGAACUGGUCAUUCACGGCGAAUGGGAGACGAUUAUGAAACAUUAUCUUCCCUCAGCGCCAUCUCCCGACACUCUCAUUCUACCCGUUCAUGAGUUGCAAGUAUCUAACGUACUUUCACGCAUUCCAUCAGCAACGCUUAUUCCAAACUUCGAACGGCAAUUCGUUGCUCAAUCCUCUAUUCGAACAGUCGUACCUCAGCUUGCCUCCGAUCUGCCUGGCUUUCUUCUCAAACUGGCGCUGACAAUAUGCACGACUGGUGCAUGGCGAACUAUCUCUUAUUAUUCUGUCUACAAUAGUCCUCGUAUUACUCCACUCGCAAAAUUCAUUGCUCCCGAAUGUCUUGUCGUGUUGGGUGAAGUAGCAUCGAUUGGCUCGAAUGCCACUGAUGAAAUGGUAAGCAAACACAUUGCUUGUAUUAUACGUGAAGAUGCUGAAGCACUCAUGCCCAAUGAAUCGAUUAUAGUGGCAUAA
Adineta steineri is the source of this 1014-nucleotide messenger RNA. The record is from the annotation of a GenBank genome assembly. Lineage: Eukaryota; Metazoa; Rotifera; Eurotatoria; Adinetida; Adinetidae.